UCAGCAAGGUAGGGGCUACCCGCGAGGGCGUGCCUCGGACAUGCCUGGAAGGGGCCUGGCGCCCCCAUCCACGCGUGCUCGAGGCCAGUUCGAUAGUGGUCGUGGUCCCGGGCCCAUGCGCGGGCGUGGGCGCGGUGCUCCUCAGGUCUUCGCUGCUGAUGUCCCAGCCGUCGAGGAUGAGCGGCUUGCUUCUCACGACACGCUCCUCGAGGGCUUCGCUGCCGUCGAGAGUGGGCCGGAGUUCCCGCUCCCGCCUGCGUCUGGGACCAAAGGCAUCAACAUCACGCUUCGGACCAACCUGCUACCUACGAACUUCGACGCAAAGACAUACUUCGACUACGAACUCAAGUUUCAACCCACAAAGGCCGUCACCGCCGAUCGCAAGGCAAAGGUACUCGCGCUCGUUGAGGCACACGCUGAUUUCGCCAACUAUAACGGCCGCGUUGCCCACGAUGGUAGUCAGCGCUUGCUCUCCGUUGCAAGACUACCAGAUCCGUUCACAAUCAAUGUCGAGCUCGGAGGGGAAGGCAAUCGGGAACCCCAGAUUAUCUCCGUUGAGUUUGUACUUAAACACGAGCUAGACAUGGGCAUGUUGCGUAGAUAUGCGGAUGGCGACCUAGAGUGCAGGGACAUCGACAUACAAUUAUAUGUUUCCGCUCUCCAGCUCGUCACUCAACAGCACGCCCGUAAAAAUGGAACUCGAAUCGGCAGAGACACCCAGACCCGUUUCUUCUUCCGGUCCUUGACCGAACAAUCGCCUAUCAUGUUGGGCGGAGGGCUCGAGGCCUGGAGAGGCUUCUUCAUGUCCAUCCGCCCGACAUACGAGCAGAUGAUGACCAACAUCAAUCCCGGCAUAGCGCCGUUUUACAUCCCCAGAAACUUGGCCGAGGCGAUGUUCGCCUCCAUGCAGCAGAACAGAGGACUUGUUGCCCCCGACUUCGGGCGCAAGCUGAAGGUGAUCACCACGUAUCAGGGAUACGAGAAGACGUGGACCAUUCAGAAGGUCUUGGACACUACGGCUCAGAUGACGACAUUCUACCAUAGAGGAAUGGGCAAGACAGUUUCUGUCGCGGAGCAUUUCGCGAGUGCUUUUCCGAAUAUUCCGCUUCAGCACACCAACGAUCUCCCAUUGGUCUGUGUCCAGGAGAAGCCGUCGGCGAUACAUAUACCCGCGGAACUGUGCGCGAUCCCUCCAGGUCAACCGUAUUUCGGGCAGCUGAACGGCGACGCGACGACGGUCAUACUGAACCACGCUACCAACUUCCCGCAUGUCAACGCGGAAAUGAUAAUGAACGAGGGGUUCCAGUACCUUGGCCUCGGGGAAGACACUAACACCCCGGCCAUGGACGCGUUCGGCGUACAUGUCGAGCGCAAGAUGUCGGUCGUCCCCGGCCGCAUCCUGCCCCCGCCUACGCCACAGUACAAGUCCGGGAGCGCCCCUAGUUUCCAACCCGGGACGUGGAACUUUGCGCGAAUGCAGUUCCAAGUCGGAGGUAGAGUGCCGAACUGGGCCGUCCUCCUGUUGUUACAAGGGAAGGGCACGUUCACGGGAGCGAGUGACGCCAGCUUGAGGCCCUUCCUCGACGCGUUCGUGAGUCUGUGCAAGAAGAGCGGGAUCGGCUUCACUGCGACGAGCCCACCCAUCCUCGAAGCGCGUUUGCCGUUCAGCGAUGAUCGCCACAGAACAGAAGCGAUCAAGACCAUACGGACGACACUCGAGACUCACGUCAAGACCGCGAGGCCGCCCCCGAAGUUCAUCCUCGUACUCCUCGCAGACGAGGACAGCAGGGUCUACUGCGGGCUGAAGCGCAUAUGCGACAUGGAGCUCGGCGUGCACACUGUCGGCAUGCAGCCCUCGAAGGCGAUGAACCCCAAGGGCCAGGGUGCAUACUUCGGCAACGUCGCGCUCAAGCUGAAUAUGAAGCUCGGCGGCGUGAACCACGUCUUGGACGCUGUGUCCACGAGGUGGCUGAAGGAUACGAUGCUGAAGGACACGAUGCUGAUCGGCCUCGAUGUGACCCAUGCGAGCAUGAGCAGCAAGGCGGGGUCGCCGUCGUUGGCGGCUAUCGUUGCGAGCAUAGACAACAAUUUCAGUAACUACCCGGCGGAGCUGCGCAUGCAGAGGCCUGCGGAGAACAAAGAGUCGAAGGAGGUCGUCGCGGAUCUGACGGACAUGGUGACUGGAAGACUGCAGCUCUACAAGCAAAAGAACAAAGGGAAACUCCCGGCGAAGAUCAUCGUGUACCGAGACGGUCUGGGCGACAGCCAAUAUCGCCAAACGAUCUUGGAUAGGGAACUCCCCUCCAUCAAGGCCGCUUUCGGUGCUGUGACAACGCCAGGCUCGCCGGCCUAUGCGCCGACACUGACGAUCGUUGUGUGCGUCAAGCGCCACAACACGCGUUUCUAUCCUACGGAGACAGAGCACAUGUCGCCCAACGGGAACACGCUUCCCGGGACCAUCGUUGACAAGGGUGUCGGAAACCCGUUCUUGUUCGAGUUCUAUCUUCAGGCACACGUUGGCUUGCAGGGCACAGUAAAGCCCACCCGCUACGUCGUCAUCUACGACGAGAUCGGCUUCACUUCGAAUGAUCUCCAGCAGGGCACGCACAUGCUGUGCUACCUCUUCCCUCGCGCCACGAAGGCGGUCAGCCUCGUCCCUCCUGCGUACCUCGCUGACCUGGCGUGCGAAAGGGCAAGGGCCUGGCUGGACACGAUCAUGAACACGGGAGAUCAGCUGGCCGACGUCAGCAGCGGCCAGGGAAAGGGCAAGAGGAUGCGCGCGACUGAGGAGGAGAAAGCGCAGGUCCUGGACGAGGCGAUGAAGAUGUGGGGCGGCGGUGUGCACCCCAACCUCGGAGAUAGUAUGUUCUAUAUCUGAGAUCUGCCAGUGAGGCCUGAGGCCUGAGGGCGCAGCUGUGACGCUGGAGGAAGCUGCAGUGAAAGAGAGCGAGUGAAGGUACGGUCGGCUUGCUACGUGAGUCCCAAUGUCAAUGUCGUGGUACUUCUUGUUGAUGCCACUGCCAGUCAAAAGGAAAGAGCGGAUUGCGCGUAUUCUUGUGUAUGGUUACUAUCUUUUCGUCCACGCUCCCUGUGUGCUGUGUACUACGUACUCAUGUACAAUGUGUUACGGUAGACUGUAGUAGUAUCUACAUACAGAUUGUAAAUACAGAUUGGUAUAGGUCUAGACUGCAUAUAAGGCCCCAGCUUGAAGCUGGCGCUUAUUGACAUGCAGUAUAUAUGGAGUCGGCCG
Molecule: messenger RNA, 3250 nt
Organism: Fomitopsis serialis
Lineage: Eukaryota; Fungi; Basidiomycota; Agaricomycetes; Polyporales; Fomitopsidaceae
Product: Piwi-domain-containing protein
Exons: 6
Coding region: 41-2878 (945 amino acids)
Molecular function (GO): protein binding; RNA binding
Source: RefSeq, a predicted model, not a curated record